Necator americanus (New World hookworm) is the source of this 255-nucleotide messenger RNA. RefSeq lists its product as uncharacterized. The transcript is spliced from 2 exons. NCBI's taxonomy places the organism in Eukaryota, Metazoa, Nematoda, Chromadorea, Rhabditida, Ancylostomatidae. The coding region runs from base 1 to 255 and encodes 84 amino acids. The record is from RefSeq and is a predicted model, not a curated record.
AUGGAAAAGCCUUUACUUUCAUCACAACGGGUAGUAAUUCUGAAAGCGUUUCGAAAUGUGGGAUCUCGCUUUACGGGAUCAUUUGGAUUUAAAAUGAGCGAAGGAUGCCAAGAAUCAAUCGAUGAGAUCAACUCCACAUUCGCUUCCACUGCCGCAGUUGCAGAAAAUCUGUUUUACUCCACAGCCUAUCCUGUAAUCAUUGUUCAUUGUGUGCUCUACAAGCUACUGGUUUACAACUCGGCGAGCACUGUCUAG